Darwinula stevensoni is the source of this 483-nucleotide messenger RNA. Lineage: Eukaryota; Metazoa; Arthropoda; Ostracoda; Podocopida; Darwinulidae. The record is from the annotation of a GenBank genome assembly.
UUUUAUAGGUAUGUGUCGCUGGAUAAGCUGAAGCGGAAGACCAGGCAGGGCGAGCCCGAUCCCCCGACGAAGCAUGUCGUCCAGCCGAAGGGGAAGAACAAAGGGAGGUCGCUUGCUGCUGUGCCCGAGACCAGGUUCCACGUUUGCAAGGAGUGCGGGGAGGAGCUGUGCAACGGGGGCUGCAGGGAGUUCCACUACGAGGCGUUCGAGAGGAUCAUCGUGGAGGAUAAGGAGAAGGAGGAGAAGAACGAGGGGCUCAAUCUCACUUCGCUGCUGGAUGGAGGGCUGGGACUCGGCGGCGGCGGCGGCGGGAAGAGGAGCGGCGGGAGGCGAGCGGGGGAGGCGAGGAACCGGUCGUCGCAUUUGCCGUUUGUGAGGAAGAGGAAGAAGAAGAAGAAGAAGGGGAGGAGCAAGGAGAGGAGCAAGGAGAAGGAGGAGGAGGAGCAGGCUUCGAAGACGGGGAGCCGCUCUGGGGGGGGCUGA